AUGAAACACAGUACGCAUGAGCUUGUAAUUUUUAACGAACCACUUUCCGUUAUUAACAAAUCAUUGACUGAGGGUUUUGUGAGUAAACUAGAUGCAGCUAAAAGUACUGUUUAUAUUGUUGUUGAAUAUUUAUCUCCAACAAAUCGUAGAAAAGAUGAAGAGUAUUUGCUAAAUCUAUUAGUAAGAAAUUCAAUACCAGGCUAUUAUAUUGUUAAUGCAAAACGAAAUAUGAUAGCACAAUAUAUAUUAAGAUCUGGACAAACAUAUGCGAAACAUAUUAUCGAUACAUCUGAUUUAGAUUCAAUAUUUACAUUAAAACUAUUGGAUAUCAAAGUGCAGAAUAGAUUAAUUAAUGCGGCUGUUUUGAAACCUUUCAUUUGGAUAUUUCGACCUGUUUAUUCGGUCAUUUUCAACAUACUAACAACAAAAAACAGCAACAUAACCUAUAUAUGGCUCUU
Molecule: messenger RNA, 458 nt
Organism: Didymodactylos carnosus
Lineage: Eukaryota; Metazoa; Rotifera; Eurotatoria; Philodinida; Philodinidae
Source: the annotation of a GenBank genome assembly